Messenger RNA from Trichomonas vaginalis G3, 1782 nucleotides. Its product is annotated as MYB protein-related family. Lineage: Eukaryota; Parabasalia; Trichomonadida; Trichomonadidae. The transcript has a single exon. Gene Ontology annotation, biological process: regulation of DNA-templated transcription. Gene Ontology annotation, cellular component: nucleus. The coding region runs from base 1 to 1782 and encodes 593 amino acids. Gene Ontology annotation, molecular function: DNA-binding transcription factor activity, RNA polymerase II-specific; RNA polymerase II cis-regulatory region sequence-specific DNA binding; protein binding. The record is from RefSeq and is a predicted model, not a curated record.
AUGUUUGUUGAAGUGGAGAUAGAUGGUAAAGAUCGAAAAAAUGUCGAUAUCCAGGAGAACACAACAGUACAUGAUGUAAAAGAGCGUAUUUCAUCAUUAAUAGAUGUACCGAUAGAUAAUUUAGAAUUACAAUUUAAUGAGAAGAAGCUGAACGAUGAUGAUAAUAUCAAUGGCGUCAUAAAUGCCGAAUCACGACUAAUCAAAUGUUUAAUUUCAACAAAUAACGAUUCUAGCGAAGAUUUGUUAAAAUACGAAAAUAUCUUCCCAUUUGAGGAUACAAUGUAUUCAUCAUCAAGCUUUCCAUACUAUUCGGAAUCCAACUCAAUUGUACAUAGGAAAUAUAAAAAUGAUCCUGAAUCUUUCGAAUCAAGUAUUAUCUAUAUACAAAACAUGGGAUUUCCGCACAAGUUUGCAAAACACGCUUUACGGUAUACUAAGUAUGAUGUUAAGGCUGCAAUUGCAUUACUUUGCGGAGUUACGAUUGAAGAAUUAGAAGGACGUCUUAAACCAGAUGAAGAUGAGGUAGAAGAAGAGGCUGCAGAAGAAAAUACCGAAAAACGAAACAAUACUGCCAAAACAGACGAAUCUGAAUCCGAUUCCGCUGAAUCAAGUGAUGAUGACUCAUAUUCUAGAGGCCGAAAGAAAUCCCACAAGAAGGAGAAGGUCGAUCCGGAUUCAAAUCCAACGUAUGCAACUCAUUGGACUCCAGAACAAGAUGAAUUAUUAUAUUCAAAAUGGAUGAAGUAUGGCAGCGACUGGACCAGGAUCCUCAAAUACUUCCCAGGACGUACGAAAGCAGCCGUUUCAUUGCAUUGGAAUGCUUCUCUCCGACAAAAAAUGAUUCAAUCAGGAAGAUUAACUUACAACGAUCUCGUUAGGAUGAAAGUUCGUGCACCAAUUGCUAUUGAUCUUGCUUCAAGCACUAGCGAUACAAAGCCAGUUCGAAGGACUUCAGGGAGAUCUCGCAGAUCUAAGAGAAAAAUGAUAGAUGAUACAACGAGUUCGUCAUCAAGCAAUGAAGAAGAAUCAUCUAAUUCAUCAAAUGAUGCUUCUGAUAACAAUAACAAUAGUAAAUCUGAUUCAUCAAAUUCAGAUUCUCCGAAAGAAGAACAGAAACAAGAAAUUGAGCCCGUAAGAAAACGACCAGGCAGAAAACCAAAGAAAGAAAUAACAGUUUGGACCGAAGAAGACGAUGAAAAUCUUUUUAACGCAUGGAUGAAUUUUGGAAACGAUUGGGGCCAAAUCUCUACAUCAUUACAAGGUAGAGAUAUGACAGAACUUGCUGUUAGAUGGAAUACUGUUGUCAAACCACGCUACAUUAGUGAAGGAAAGCUUACAGAAGAAAUGCUCAGAUCUAAGAAUUCCAGAGCUUAUUCACACAUGAGGCAGAAGGAAAAUCCGUACGGCGAGGAAGAGAAGAAAGCUGAAAAGAAGAAGAAUGAUGGUUCCGAUAACGAAAGCAACGAAGAAGAAACAGAUGAAGAAGAUAAUGACAGCAGUGAUAGUAGCGAUGCACAACCAGAAGACUCCAGAAGAGGUAGAAGGAGAAGAUCUAAGAGCGCUAGAAGCUGGACAACAGAAAUGGACAAGAUUCUUUUCGAAAAGUGGAAAAUUUACGGAAAUGACUGGGGAAGAUAUCAAAAGAUAUUCCCUGAUAGAACUGCUGUAGCAAUACAGUUGCAUUGGUCGACAAAACUGAAGAAAAGUUUAAUUAAAAAAGGAUUAUUAGACCCGAAUACUAAACCACCAAGAGGUUUAGAUUCUGAUACUGAGGAGAAAUAA